GGGACUUUUCAAAUUCCUCACCUACUUUAUUCAUGGACUUUGAAAAUUUAGUCCCUCUUGCUUUGGGAAAGAGUUUUAUGAAUUUCAUCCUUUCAUCUAUGAAUAUAUAAGAACAAGAACAAGAAGGAGCUAGACAGCAACAACAGGAAACUUGAGGGGCACAGAGAAGCAGAGUUCUAAGCUUAAUUAGGAAGAUCACAAUGAAGGAAAGGUGUCAACCCUGCAAGGAAUGGGGGGAACAUUUCUAUUGGAAUCAUUUCAAACCAAAAGGAAUGAGUUUUAUUAAGGUCAUGGAUUCUGGUUUCCCUCAAAGAAUGUUAAUCCCAGUAAAGUUUGUGAAGAAUGUGAAAAGAAAACUCCCUGAUAAAAUGAGUUUGAGAGACCCAAAUGGUAAUCUCUGGAGUAUAAAAUUGUCAAAGGUUUCAGGUAGCUUGUUGGUGAAAGAUGGCUGGAAAGAAUUUGUUGAUGCAAACCAUGUAGAGAAAAAGGAUUUUCUUGUUUUCAGAUAUGAUGGGAAGGCAUGUUUCAAUGUAUUGAUAUUUGAUCCAAGUGGAUGCGAGAAAGAAGAUUCUUUCAUUGAGAGAAGAUCAAAUGCUUUUGAAUCCCCUGAUCAAGUGACCAAGGAAGAAUAUGAUGGUAGUUCCAAAGAAAAGGUUUCUGCAUCAUUUGUAGUAGAACAUGGACAUGAUAUUAUAACAAAUUAUAAGGGAAGAUUUAUCCAAAGAGCUUUGAAAAGGAGAGAAGUAACUGAAGAAGAAGAAGCAAUGGCAUUCGAAUCAGCAUUGGCCUUUAAAACAGUUCGUCCUUUCUUCAUUAUAGUGAUGCGGCCAUCCCAUGUUUAUAAGAGACUUUUCAUGACCGUACCAGCUCAUUUUGCAUCUCAGUACAUCAAACCUAGAAAGCAAAUAGUACUUCUUCGUGUCCCGAAGAGAAACAAAGAAUGGGCUGAAUGGCAUGUGAGAUAUGUUUGGAAUGGAGGAAGUUGGGGGUUUGCUUCACAACAAUGGCGGUUGUUUGUUUUAGACAACAAGAUAGAAGAAGGGGAUGCAUGUGUUUUUGAACUGAUUGUUUCACAAAGUGAGGUUAUAAUGCAUGUGCAUAUCUUUCGAGUUGUGGUGAAAGUGGCAACUGCUGUGAAGGAGGAAACUUAGUUUGUCAAAGAAGUAGGUGCAGGAAAGAAGCUAAAAACUUUGUUUCAUUUUGAUGUGGAAUACUUGAAUUAUAUAUGUA
Molecule: messenger RNA, 1230 nt
Organism: Dioscorea cayenensis subsp. rotundata (Guinea yam)
Lineage: Eukaryota; Viridiplantae; Streptophyta; Magnoliopsida; Dioscoreales; Dioscoreaceae
Product: B3 domain-containing protein Os01g0723500-like
Exons: 5
Coding region: 201-1151 (316 amino acids)
Molecular function (GO): DNA binding
Source: RefSeq, a predicted model, not a curated record